CGUGUAUUUACCAUAAAGUGUGCAAUACGGGCGCACUUGAAAGGUUGGAGCGGCUGCCUUGACUCCGCAAACACGACAGACGGCUGCUUUGACCGCAGUAACGAGGGUGCGUGAAAAAUAUGAGCCGCUGGCAUCAUUCGCCAGAGAUUCGCCUGCCGCCGCCGCCGCUGCCGCUCUGUCCGCGGAGCGCGUCGUGAGGUGUGGCUCGGAAACUCUCCGGGGAAGCUGUCAGCCGAGACGACACGCCGAAGAGGAGCCGGGCUGCUGGAAGACAUGUCCACCUCUGUUAGGCCCCAGGGCGGCCCUCGCCCACCCGCCGUGCCGCCGCCAUACAUGUCGGAUCUGCCGGACCUGUCGGAUCCGCCGGACCUCAGCCACCUCACUGAGGAGGAGAGGAAGAUUAUUCUGGCAGUGAUGGACAGGCAGAAGGAAGAAGAGGAGAAAGAACAAGCAAUGUUAAAAACACUGCACCAGCAGUUUGAGAGCUACAAACAGGAGGUACGUCGCAUCGGGGCUGAGAUACGGCAGCAGCCGACUCAACAGAAGGACGACACGCCCACCUGUGGCAUCUGCCGCAAGACCAAGUUUGCUGAUGGCUGCGGCCACCACUGCUCCUAUUGUCAGAUCAAAUUCUGUGCUCGCUGUGGAGGACGGGUCUCUUUGCGGUCCAAUAAUGUAAUGUGCGUAUGCAACCUGUGCCGUAAGCAGCAGGAGAUUCUCACCAAAUCAGGAGAAUGGUUUUCAGAGUCAGGGGUGCGGCCUGGAAUGAUGGACACCUCCUUGAAUGACCCAGCUAUAAGAGAUAAAAACCAACAGGACAAGAAACUACUACGCUCCAGGUCCGUAGCCCCAGCCUCUAAUGCCUCCAUAGGACUAGAGAGGAAACAGCUGUCCACUGGUGACACUGCUGUCAAGGGUGCUGACACCAUGCCGGGCUCUCGCUCUCAAAGUGAACCACCCAGAGAAAAGAAAAGACCAGUUUCCCUCCAUGAACAAAAUGGCAAGGGAGGCAUGGGGUGUGGUGGUAGCUGGAAAGCUACUGGGAAGUUACAAUUUCAGUCAUCCUUGGAUGAGCGGGUGCGACCUGGUGACAGAGGUGAGAGACAGCUGGGAGACAGACGGAGGUUGGAGAAGAUCCAUUCUCAGGAAUAUAAGGAUGGGGUGGAUAACCUAGGUUGUUUAGAACCACAUAAAAGACAUCCAGAGAAUGAAGAACAGAGAGAACGGAAGCGUUGUGAGAAGGACUUCCAGAAUCGUUAUCGUAGUGACCCCAAUCUGGCCCGUUACCCAGUGAAACCUCAGCGGGAAGAGCGAGAGAUGCGCAUGCAUGCUAAGGCUUCAAAGGUACGCCAUGAACGACGACACAGUGAUCUGGCAAUCAAUGAGGUUGGUCUGGGACCAGGUGGAGGAGCCAAUGCAAGUGAGGUGCCUGAAAAUCUUUUAGUAAAGUUGUCCGGUGGUGGGAGGGGAGACUCCAACAUACUGGAUAACCACUGUGCCUACUCUGUAGACAGGACUGUGGGUGUCGGAGCAGGGCCUCCACCUAGUGAAGGUGGAUUGAAAUUAGGACCCCAACCUGUCCAACCAAGUACAACAUGGACACAAAGAGAAAUAGACAAGGAUAGCCCGGUAAAGAAAGACUCCCAGUCAGAGUCUUUGCUGCCUUCUCAAUCAUGCAAAAGCAGGUGCGGAGUCAACAAGAGGCAGAUGUCCAUUAGUAGCUCGGAGGAGGAGGAGGAGGGAGGCUCCACGCCUGAGUACACCAGCUGUGAGGACCUAGACAUGGAACACAUCAGCAAAAAGGGUGACUGGGACUGUCACCCAUUGGAUCCUACUGUGUGGCACCAUCCAGUCACAUGGCAGCCUGCUAAGGAAGGUGACCACCUGAUUGGGCGCAUCAUACUAAGCAAGCGGUCAGCCGUGCUUCGUGAGAAUGGUUCCCUCCUUGGCCUAAAAGUGGUAGGAGGGAAGAUGACAAACACAGGGAGACUUGGGGCCUUCAUCACCAAAGUCAAGAAAGGCAGUCUGGCAGAUGUGGUGGGACAUCUACGAGCAGGUGACGAGGUGCUGCAGUGGAAUGGGAAGUCAUUGCCAGGAGCAACCAAGAAAGAAGUGUACAACAUUAUCCUUGAAUCAAAGGCCAACCUUAAAGUAGAAAUAGUUGUUUCAAGACCUAUAGGAGACACUUCUAGAAUCCCACAGUCCUCUCACCCUCCUUUAGAAUCGAGCUCAAGCUCCUUUGAGUCACAAAAGUUGGACCGUCCCUCUAUAUCAGUGAUUUCCCCUACAAGUCCUGGGACCCUCAGAGAUCUUCCCCUGGUUCUGCCUGGACAGCUCUCUAUUAAGCUGUGGUAUGACAAAGUGGGACAUCAGUUGAUUGUCAAUAUCCUUCAAGCCAGGGACCUGCCAACUCGACCAGAUGGUCGCCCUCAGAACCCCUAUGUCAAAAUGUACUUUCUGCCAGACAGGAGUGACAAGAGUAAACGUCGGACUAAAACUGUGAAGAAGAGUGCUGAACCCAAGUGGAACCAGACAUUCAUAUACUCCCAUGUUCACCGACGGGACUUCAGAGAACGCAUGCUGGAGAUCACUGUCUGGGACCAGCCCAGAGUGCAGGAGGAGGAGAGUGAAUUCCUGGGUGAGAUUUUGAUAGAGUUAGAGACGGCCUUGCUGGAUGACAUACCUCGCUGGUUCAAACUCCAGGCCCAUGACAUGUCCUCCAUACCUCUACCCGAGCCAUCUCCGUACCUUCCACGCCGACAUAGGCAUGAAGACAGCCCCAGCAAGAAGCUGCAGAAGCAUAACUCCAGGGAGAAAGAGCACAGCAGUGCGCUGGAUGUCCCUGAGCAGCAGCGACCGAUCCCACACCGCUCCCGCUCAGUGUCUCCUAACAGACAGGACUCCUGCAGGGCCCGAUUACGGCCUGUACGAGUGCCCAUGCAAAGGAGUCUGGAUGAGAUGCGCCAGAACAGCCAGCCCUACCCCCACGACCACAACAACCACUCAGAGGACCAACGUUCCGGUGACUCAGACUAUGAGUACUCUGAGGACAGUGAAGUCCCGGAGAUGCACCGGUCUAUUCGGGGAGGGAGUGCAGAGUGCCUGCAUACAAACAGUGACCUGCUGCCGUCCCUGGACAGAGUGAGGAGUGCCAGCACCACUUGUCUGAGACCAGACACCUACUUUCACUCACCCGGCAGAAACAGAGCACAAGCUCAUGGUCCAACUAGGACAUCAUCAGGUCACAGGGGCAGGCGAUUGCCGCAGCUCCCUUCAAAGAGCAGCAGCAUUGAGCAAGCCCUUGCAGUAGGGGAGCAAGCCUGCCACCUACACAUGAAAGUACAUUCCUAUUGGCCUUCAGCCUCCCGCAGACCGGACACAGCCCUCAAGACCAAACAAGAGAUGUAUGCGGAACGGAGGCAUUGCAGCGAAAACAUCUCAGCAAGAUCCUCAGACAGUGAUAUGAGCGAUGUCUCUGCCCUCUCUCAUGCAAGCAGUGCCUCUGGCCUCAGUAGCACCAGCUACAUGUCUAUCCAAUCAGAAAGACACGGUGGACGCCUCGGGAGGAUGUCGUCGAUGGGCCGCUGCCUGCUGAAGAGCUCCAGUGUAAGUGGAGAGAUUUACACCCAGGAAUGCACCGAUGGCAGCCAGUCAGACACAGCGCUUGGUUUGGUAGGUGGAGGCAGCAAGAAGAGACGGUCCAGCCUCAGCUCUCGGAUGGUGGCCAUAGUCGGCAACCGCCGCAGCCGUAGCACUUCACAGAUCAGUGGACCCGAUUGGAAGAGUAAAAAAGAGAAGGAUGCACCCAUUCAGAGGAGCACAGAGACUGGAAUGGCAGUCGAGUUGACCAGGAACACGAGCGUCCAGCCCAGCAGAGAGUCCAACAAUGGCAGCAUGAACAGUUACAGUUCUGAGGGAAAUUUGAUCUUCUCUGGAGUUAAUAUUGGUGCCAGCAACCAGUUUAGUGAUUUCCUGGAUGGUUUGGGUCCAGCUCAGUUAGUGGGCAGGCAAACACUCGCUACUCCUGCCAUAGGUGACAUCCAAAUUGGUAUGAUGGAGAAAAGGGGCCAGCUGGAGGUAGAAGUCAUCAGGGCUCGAGGACUUGUACAAAAGCCAGGAUCCAAGUCUCUCCCUGCUCCAUAUGUCAAGGUCUACCUGCUGAAUAAUGGAAAAUAUGUAGCCAAAAAGAAAACCAAGAUUGCACGGAAAACACUUGACCCACUGUACCAGCAAGCACUGCUAUUUGAGGAAAGCCCACAGGGUAAAGUGUUACAGGUGAUUGUAUGGGGAGACUACGGCCGCAUGGACCAUAAAAGCUUCAUGGGAGUUGCACAAAUCCUGUUGGAGGAACUGGAUUUAUCGAGCACAGUCAUUGGUUGGUACAAGUUAUUCCCACCAUCGUCCUUGGUGGACCCAACCCUUGCCUCAAUUACACGACGAACUUCUCAGUCAUCACUUGAUAGUACUGCUGGACCUGCUGGGGUGCGUUCCUAGUGUCUACAGGUGUACGCUGCUCAGUGAGCUAACAAACUCAAACACGGUACAAUGGAGAGAGAGAGAGAAAGAGAGGCAAAAAUAUCAGCAGAAAUGUAGAACAAAAACUAUCAGAAAUACAACUAGAAAGCAUUGCUGAGAUCUGACAAUCACUCCCACUGUGGUGAAUUUUGUCUGUUUUAGAGAGCACGAUAAUUUUAAUUUUUGUUUCAUAUUAAUUUUGUGAAAAAUCUUACAGGUUUCUCUCUGUGUAUGGUGAAGAAGCAGGACUGCUGACAGAUGACAAGAGAUCAAACAUGUCAGAGAAUCAAAGGGAGGCAGGGUGGUUUUUAAUUGAAUCAACAAAAACAAGGACAUUUGUUAAAGCUUCAGAAUGUAUGGACUCAAAAAUGAGGAAGUCAACCUCCACACCUGCGGGGGCACCUUCCGCUCUACAGUGUCCUCUAGUAUCCCAAAAGAGAGACUUGACACUCUCCAGGCAAGGUGCUCCCAUGACACUCUGUUUUCUAUGUAUUUAUGCCGUGUUUCCACCACAUGUUCCCAGCUCGCCUCGACUCGGUUUGGUUGUGUUUCCAUUACAAUAUAGUACCUCCUCAACGUGGGCGGAGUCAUCACUGCACGGCUGCAUGAAACCGCCGUGACUUCGUUGUACGCGCGACACAAGCUAGUGACUUGUAAAGCAGUUGUUUUCAGUGUAACUCAAUCAUUACAAUCAGUUCAGUAAAAAGAUGUGUUCAGUACUUCCUCCAUCUCCGUCUGACACAGUCACUGGACCGGUCGUGAUCGCCGCUUUCAGCAGUGCUGUCGCUAAAUACACCAGACUCUGUUAAAUGAUGAGAUUUUAGUUUCCUUGCUAAAUGUUGGAGAUUAACCCACGUUUUCAGGAUUGUUAAGUCUUUUUAACUGAUCUACAGUUCGGCAUUGUUUGGUUUGAUUCUUGUGUCAGACGUCUAGCUCAUGCCUCGUCCUGUAACAACACUCUGACCAAUCAGUGGCCGGCAGUCUGAUGAUGUCACGCAUAGUAUUGCCUCAGCUACUAAAAAAGUACCAGUUACCAGGUACUAUUGCUAAUAGAAACGCAAAAUAAUCGUACUGUACCGAGGCGAGGCGUGUUGCACUAGUGGAAAAGGGGUUUUACUAAGGCUGCACUCUUUCAGAGUAUUUGCUUUGUCCCUUAUUUUAUUUUCCCUUUGUUACUACUGGUAUAAAAUAUAUUUACAGUACAUAAAAUGAUAAUGCUGUCAGACUGGUGUGUGCAUGGGAAGAAAAACUAAAAGUCCAAAUGUCCGAGCCAGUCAGUUGUAUUUGUAGAUGUACUGUCUAUUAGGCCUCUCAUGAGAUUGACCAUAUUGAGGUGGUCAGUGUAAACAAUAAAUACAAAAAUUGCAUUUGUUCACUUAAGCAAGAAAAAGAAGGGCAGUCUCAUUUUUCCCCACGUCCUCCACCCCCAACACAUUGAAGGUUUUAAGUUUAAAUCAUUUUGAAAUCCAACCACAAGCACAAGAAGAGCUUGAUUUUUUAUUUAUUUUUUUUGCAUCAAAACCAACAAAACUCAUCACUUGUUUGGUUAAUUUCUUUCCCUCAGGAAGUAAGUGGGGCCAGCAUGACUUUUGAGCUUUUUCAUAGCUGCAUGCACAAUUUUGUGAAACAAAACAGAUCGACAGAGAAAAAGAUACUAGAUAUGUGUGUUAGGUCCACAUAAUGUAGGGUUGCUUGUAUGUUGCAUGCAGUUGUACAGUUUGCUCUUGAAUAUUGAAGAGAUAAAACCAAGAAACUGAAGCCAUUCCCAUUAUGCAGAGACAUCUGAACUCAUCUGCAGUCUUCUCCACGUCAUUGUACACCACCAAGGGCUGAGAUGUUGUAUGAAUAAGUAUGUUCAAAUCACAUGAGAAUAUGAAUUAUGUUUUAACUUUAUGAUCUCAGAUAUACUUGCACAAGAACUGUUAAAUGAUAUAAAAUCCAACGCCGUUUUCACUAAGAUGAGCGAUAACUGCGAGAAGUCAUGUAAGAAGGAGCGAGUCAUCAUUAGGGACCACACAGUGCAACAAAACCAGGAUAUGGCACAUUUCUCCGUCAUCAUCAGAUGUUGUUCAUUUGUUUUGUUUGUUUUUCUUAAAUGAGUUUUGUCAGUAUUAACUGGAAAAAUGGUGAUUGUUUACAAUGUUAAAACAAAUUAGAAAAGAUUAAAGCGUUCACUGCAACAUUUUUGUUUGUGUAACAGGUGUGGCUAAAAUGAUGUGUAAGUAAUUUUUUUAUUAUUUACAAAUAAAAUUAAUAUGUGGA
Messenger RNA from Solea solea (common sole), 6777 nucleotides. Its product is annotated as regulating synaptic membrane exocytosis protein 1-like. Gene Ontology annotation, biological process: regulation of synaptic plasticity; regulation of membrane potential; calcium ion-regulated exocytosis of neurotransmitter. Bases 274 to 4494 code for a protein of 1406 amino acids. Gene Ontology annotation, cellular component: presynaptic membrane; cytoskeleton of presynaptic active zone. Gene Ontology annotation, molecular function: small GTPase binding; transmembrane transporter binding. The transcript has 27 exons. NCBI's taxonomy places the organism in Eukaryota, Metazoa, Chordata, Actinopteri, Pleuronectiformes, Soleidae. The record is from RefSeq and is a predicted model, not a curated record.